Seriola dumerili (greater amberjack) is the source of this 1373-nucleotide messenger RNA. It is a transcript of the gene senp8, whose product is annotated as sentrin-specific protease 8-like. The coding region runs from base 20 to 685 and encodes 221 amino acids. Gene Ontology annotation, biological process: proteolysis. The record is from RefSeq and is a predicted model, not a curated record. NCBI's taxonomy places the organism in Eukaryota, Metazoa, Chordata, Actinopteri, Carangiformes, Carangidae. Gene Ontology annotation, molecular function: deNEDDylase activity; cysteine-type peptidase activity. The transcript has a single exon.
UCCCUGACCGUGUAGGAGGAUGGACCCUGUAGUGUUGAGCUAUCAGGACAGCCUGCUGCGGCGCUCUGAUGUGUCCUUACUGGAAGGACCUUACUGGCUCAAUGACCAAGUUAUUGGUUUUGCCUUCGAGUACUUUGCUGCUGAGCGCUUCAGAGUCCUGGGAGGGACAAUCAUCUUCAUCAGCCCGGAGGUCACCCAGUUCAUCAAGUGUGCUUCUUGCCCUGAUGAGUUAGCCCUAUUUCUGGAGCCGCUGGAUCUUGCCUCUCGUCGCUGGGUCUUCCUAGCUGUUAAUGACAACUCCAAUCAGACCGCUGGGGGAUCCCAUUGGAGCCUUUUGGUCUACCAUCACAACUCCAACCACUUUGCUCACUAUGACUCUCAAAACGGCAGCAAUUCACUGCACGCACGGCGCAUCGCCAGCAAGUUAGAGCCUUUCUUAGGUGCUGGGAGAAAGGCGCUGUUUGUGGAGGAGCCCUGCCCUUCACAGCAGAACAGCUAUGACUGUGGCAUGUACGUUAUCUGUAUCGCUGAGGCCUUGUGUGAGAAGGCCAGGGUGGAGGGUUCACCGCGCCUCCCUGUGCAAAUCAUCACUCCAGCCUACAUCACCCAGAAGCGGGCUGAAUGGUGCAGACUGAUCCAGAGUCUAGCUCAGAAUGAUCUCUGCUGCUCUCUGUCUUUUCCUUAGCACGUUGAUUGCCCCUCAGUAUAUGCAGAACAGCUGUCAGCCCCCACAUAUCUACUGCUGGAGCAUUGGAAUGCACUCCUUCAAUACAGUAUUUAACUAUAUAUGAAGUAUAUUUCUAUUACAGUCUCUAUCAUACUCCACAAGAGAAAUACAUUUAAAAAAUAAAGCAAUGUUACGAAUCUUUAAUGAUUCAUUGAACAGUUGGUGUCAUGUUUAUCCCUUGUAUAUGCACAGCAACAUACAGUAUGUAAACAAGAACACCAGCAUGCCUAUGAAAGGAAUCCCCCACCCACCCACCCCUUGUAGAUAUUGGAGGAUGAAGAAUAUGUCAUGUGGAAGAGGAGACACACACUUUCCUUUUCCUCCAUUUGAUUAGUUUGGAGCGAAUGUAGAAAUGUUUACACAGAUUAUUGCUCAGGGUCAUUUUAAAUGAACUAGAAUUGACAAUAAGAAUGUGCAUCUUAACUUUGGCUCCUAUUUUAUGUCACGUGUUCUGGUCACUUUUUUUUUUUUUUUCUAGUAUGAACAGGUGUGAUGUCUGCAACUACAAACUUUAAGUUUUGAAACAGUUCAAAGAAAAGUGCUGCAUGAGAGUAGGAUGUGCACCGAGUGUUGCGAGUGGUGGAAUGUAUGUUCUCACAUAAAGCAAAUGUCAAACUCAUCGUCUGUUGACUUAAUAAAUUUUACU